Lodderomyces orthopsilosis Co 90-125 is the source of this 1047-nucleotide messenger RNA. RefSeq names its product H(+)-transporting V0 sector ATPase subunit d. The record is from RefSeq and is a predicted model, not a curated record. Gene Ontology annotation, cellular component: proton-transporting V-type ATPase, V0 domain; vacuolar proton-transporting V-type ATPase complex; fungal-type vacuole membrane. NCBI's taxonomy places the organism in Eukaryota, Fungi, Ascomycota, Pichiomycetes, Serinales, Debaryomycetaceae. Bases 1 to 1047 code for a protein of 348 amino acids. The transcript has a single exon. Gene Ontology annotation, molecular function: proton-transporting ATPase activity, rotational mechanism. Gene Ontology annotation, biological process: proton transmembrane transport; vacuolar acidification; vacuolar transport.
AUGGAAGGUAUAUUCUUCAACAUUGACUAUGGUUAUGUUGAAGCCGUUGUUAGAGGUUACAGAAGUGGUCUUCUUACUGCCAACCAAUAUGUCAAUUUAACUCAAUGUGACAAUUUGGAAGAUCUCAAACUACAACUUUCAUCAACCGAUUAUGGGAACUUCUUAGCCAACUACUCUGGCCCUUUGACUACAUCAGUGAUUCAAGAAAACUUGAACAAGAAAAUUUAUCAACAAUAUCAAUAUAUCAAAAGUCAAUCAAGUGGGAAGUUGACUAGAUUUAUGGAAUAUAUUCAAUAUGCAUACAUGAUUGAUAAUGUUAUAUUAAUGGUUACUGGUACUUUACAUGAAAGAGACAAGUCAGACAUUUUGAAAAAAUGUAACCCCUUAGGUUGGUUUGACACUUUACCAACGUUGAGUAUUGCUACUGAUAUUGAAAGUUUAUAUUCAACUGUAUUGAUAGAUACUCCCUUGGCUCCAUUUUUCAAAAAUUGUGUUUCUGCUGAUGAUUUGGAUGAUUUAAAUAUUGAAAUUAUAAGAAACAAAUUAUACAAGAAUUAUUUGGAAGCAUUUAUGGCAUUUGUUAAACGUGAAUUUGAUGGUCCUGAUAAGGAAAUCAUGACAAGAUUGUUGACAUUAGAAGCUGAUAAAAGAGUGAUAAAUAUUGCGUUGAAUUCAAUCAAUAAUUCACAACUUUCAAUUGAAGAUAAAUUGAGUUUGUUCCCCAACUUGGGUCAAUUAUACCCAACUUAUCAUUUGGAAUUGGCUCAAACUGAUGAUUAUGAACAAUUGAAGUUGAUUGUGGAAAAUAUUGGUGAUUUUAAAGAACUUUUCAGUGAAAGCGCUGAUGGUAAUAGAAGUAUUGGCGAUGCUUUCUAUUUGUUGGAAUUGCAAUAUUGUAGGAACGCGUUUACUCAACAAUUCACCUUGAGUGCUGUUUACGCUUGGUUGAAAUCAAAGGAACAAGAGGUGAGAAAUAUCACUUGGAUUGCUGAAUGUAUUGCUCAGAAUCAAAAGAGUAGAAUUGAAAACUAUAUUGCUGUUUAUUGA